GUAUUUGCGUACCAUACUUUUGAUGAACAUUGAUUGUAUCGACUCUUGUAUUCGAUUUCAUAGCAAUAAAUGAAUUAGACGUUAUAAAAGAAAAAGACAACAGAUCUCCAUGGAUCCCGCUUCUUCUUCCUCAAAUCAGCGCAACCGAAUCGUCUCUUCUGGGGAAAGACCAGUGAUGGCCGAUAAUGGCGUCCAACAGGUUUCUCACGAAGACGAAAGGAACAUUGUUUCUUCUUCUUAUUCUUCUUCUUCAAUUGUUCCUUCUCCUGAUCCCGCGCCGUAUUAUAACGUUCUUCAAACCCCUACCAAUCUCUAUCAUUACGAUUGGGAUGUUGCGCAUUCUGGUUACGCACAAGGCAUCAAUAGUUGGGAUGGUUAUCCACGAUAUGCUGCUACUUCCCCUGAAGGCCUGCAUGUCCCACCGGUUGUUUACAAUGACAAUUCAUCUCUUAUGUACCAAUAUCCUGGUUAUGGAUUCAACCCUUAUCCUUCUAUAAUGUUGGAGGGCCAAAUUCCAGUCUCUCCAGCUUAUUACCCACCUUAUGGUGCACCUUCUGCUAUGCAUUAUAUACCCUCAGAUAUUGACCCGACUUCUGCUUAUAUGAUUCCUUUUGGGCAAUAUGGUGGAGGCAAUUAUUCCGGAAAUCAAGGGGACACCUCUUUAACAUCUCAUAUACCUUAUCCUCAAACGAUGGGUAUACUUGGGCCAUAUGACCAUACUGCUUCACAGGUACCGUUGCAUGGGAGUGGGGUUGCUUCAAGCUCUUCUUUGGGAGGUUACUAUCAUGUAGGAUCUUACCAGAGUCCCAACUCUAUCUCCUCAUAUUAUGGAGCUGAUAAUCGAGCCAGAUUAACCUCCGACCUAGGUAAACGGCGAGAGAAGGAGCAGGGCUCUGUAUCUAUGACCAAUGAUCUGUAUGGUAACCGAGGACCAAGGGCAUCCAGCAGGGUAAAGAGCAAAAACAGCUCUAAACUUUGCUCUACUACUGGUGAUUCAACGAGUGAUUCAAGUACAGCUGGACCAAAUCCCAGUUUGUACAACAAUCCAGAAUUUGUGACAGAUUACAAGAAUGCCAAAUUCUUUAUCGUCAAGUCAUUUAGUGAAGACAAUGUCCACAGAAGUAUCAAGUACAAUGUCUGGGCUAGCACACCGCAUGGCAACAAAAAAUUAGAUACUGCUUAUCGGGAUGCUGAGAAGAUGGGUGGAAAGUGUCCAAUCUUUCUGUUCUUUUCGGUAAAUGCUAGUGGACAAUUCUGUGGGGUGUCGGAAAUGGUUGGACCUGUAGAUUUUGAAAAGGAUGCUGGUUACUGGCAGCAAGACAGGUGGAGUGGGCAGUUCCCAGUGAAAUGGCAUAUUGUGAAAGAUAUACCGAAUAACCGAUUUUGUCAUAUUCUUUUACAAAACAAUGACAACAAGCCGGUAACGCACAGCCGAGAUUCUCAGGAGGUGAAGCUACGUCAAGGGAUUGAGAUGCUUAGAAUUUUCAAAGAAUACGAGGCAAACACAUCAAUCCUCGAUGAUUUCGGCUACUAUGAUGAGUUAGAGGGGCAAAAGGUGGGAGAAGAUGGAACAAGGAAAGAAGCUGGGGAAGAAGAGACCUCCGUGGAGCAGUUAUCAGAGCGUCUUCAAGCUGUCACAGUAGAAGAUGGCAAGGAGGAGGAAAAAGAAGAGUUAAUAGCUGAUUGAUACAGUAAUCGUAAGUAGAAGGAGACAUUCUUUUUGGUAACAAUAAGCAAAUGGGGGUUGUCUGUUUUUCUUUUUGGGUGGGGAUGUAUACUAAAAAGCUAAGGGUAAAAAAUCCAAUUCCUUGUA
Molecule: messenger RNA, 1813 nt
Organism: Arabidopsis arenosa
Lineage: Eukaryota; Viridiplantae; Streptophyta; Magnoliopsida; Brassicales; Brassicaceae
Source: the annotation of a GenBank genome assembly